GGGGCUGUCAGUGGGCAAACAGCCGGAAACUCCGGGGAGGCUGACGCGGUGACAGCCCGAGCGCCGCGCGCUGACAGAACGAGCGAGCGAGCGGCGCGGCGCGGUCCGGGCUGGCCGACACGGCGGGGCGGGACACCUGCGCUCCCCGAGCCGUGUCACGAUGCUUGGGUGUGAAAGCUCACUUGGCGCUGUUCAACUCUCAGUUCAGGCUCGGUUUGACGGCGGACAGCGUGGCAUCAAAGCCGCGCGGACCGGAGCGCCAAAGCAGCUGCGCCGACCCCUCUGUUACCGUAACUCUGUUGCGGAAACAUUUCUGCUGAGGGCUGUGCGUGUUUUUCCUUCUCUCAAGCAGUUUCGGUUGAGCCGCAUUUCUAGCGACACAAAGUCCAAAAUAAACUAAAGCCACAGACAGAGCUGUGUGGACCGCCGCCAAACACUUAGUGAAAGUGGUAGAAAAAAAGUUUGGGGCUGCUUGUUUUUCUCAUUAUUUACCAGCAGUCAGUUUUGGGUGUCAUGCUUCUAUUCUCGGACGUGGCCGCUUAUAGACUUCAGUCUUGACAUUGAGUUAAAAAUACUCGUCAUAAAUCCUCCCGCGUGUGUUAAAGUCAGUUUUGCCCCUGGGGUGAAGCGAGUUUCAGUUUUUGCCUCUUGUGUGGAGCAGAAGUGACCCAGAAAUGCGGCGGCGCGCGCGUUUGCGCGGAGACGCACAAACUUUAGCGCUUAUUUUGAAGGCUGCUUUUCCAAGGACAUGAUGUUAAAGAUCAAACCUGAAAGUUGUUUUUAUUAUAUCAUUUCAUUUAUUUUUUGAUUUUCCUGUAAAUAUGAUACAAAUGCAUCAUAUUAAUUUCAUUAAAAAAAAACUCACGUGCAACGUUAAAUUAAAAUAUCUGUAUUCUAAUUACUUUUACCCUUUAAAAAAGUGAUUCGUUUUACCACAGUUAAUUUUUAUCAGUUUCUACUAAAUCCGUUCACUUAAAAAAAAAAUAAAGUAAACAUAUGAAAUACUUUCACGCAUGAAAACUUUAGGAAAGGUGAAGAGCAGAAAUGAUUCCAAACUUAAAUGUCUCGUGUUGGUUGUUUAAUAAAUGGCGCCUCCUUCUGGUGACUUUCUUGUCUGCCAUCUUUACCAGAAUCAGAGAAAACUUGACAAAAUGGCUUGCGCAGCUGACAGCUGCAUACAGUUCACGCGCCAUGCAAGUGAUGUUCUGCUCAACCUGAAUCGUCUGCGCAGCAGAGACAUUCUCACAGAUGUCACCAUCCUGGUGAACAGACAGCAGUUUCGCGCACACAAGACUGUUCUCAUGGCUUGCAGUGGGCUGUUUUACACCAUCUUUACAGACUCCCACAAGUGCAACCUUAAUGCCAUCAGUCUGGACCCAAAGGUGGACCCGGAGGGCUUUGCCAUCCUGCUGGAGUUCAUGUACACGUCCCGGCUCACGUUGAAGGAGAGCCUGAUCAUGGCUAUCAUGAAUACAGCCAUCUACUUACAGAUGGACCAUGUUGUGGACACCUGCCACAGAUUUAUCAAAUCUAGUGAUCCAGCUGCCAAGCUGCCGAGAGACGAGUUCCUGAUCAGUCCCUUGGUUUUACCUCAGGAUGUCCAUGCCUACCGGCCCCACGACGUCGUUGACAGCUUGCACGGCCGCAUGGCCCCCUUCAGGGACGGACGACCCUACGGCGCAAACAUGUUUGGCGGGGUCAGCACCCCCACUAACUACCAUCUCUACGGGCAGUUUCCCAUGCCAGGAUUCCCCUUCCCCCUCUGCAAGCUGACGGAUACCAAAAACACUUUUGCUGACCUCUCGAAGGCUGGCAUCCACCACAAGAACUGUUCUCCGCACGACAGCACCAGCAGCAUCAGGGCAGAUUACUCCAGGGCUUUUGGCACCAGCAUCAUUCACUCCACCACCUACGCUUCCAGGGAGAUAGGGAGAGACGAUGACAUCAGGAAGGAGAGCCACGAGGGUGUGGCCCACUCAGUGGGGCUCAGCUCCAGGAAGCGCGCUUUCCCAGUGCUGAACCUCGAGCACCAGAAAGACUCGGGCAAAGAGCACGCUCCCCGGGCUGAUGAAGACCUCCUCCAUCAGCACUACCCCCUGGGCAUCUCCUCCGCUGGACGCAAGAGUCUGGUAAGCAGCCCGCAGAGCCCCCUCAAAUCAGACUGCCAGCCCAACUCCCCGACUGAGUCCAGCAGCAGCAAGAACGCUGGUCUCUCCCACGCCGGCGGGGUGCAACCCCCACAGGGCACGCCCGACCCCAAAGCUCGCAACUGGAAGAAGUACAAGUUCAUAGUGCUGAACCAAAGUGCCAGGGAGAGCGAGGUGGGACUGAGGGAUCCAGGGCUUCACUCACCCCAGCGUCUGGGCCUGCAACCGUACCACCACCCCAGCGACUCGGAGAACCUCGACCCUCAAAGCAGGAGCAAAAGCAGCGGCCACAGCGAGGACCUGCCAACGCCGCAGGCCAGCCGCCUCAACAACAUCAUCAACGGUUCACUCGAGGGUUCGGUGAGGGGAGCAGAUCCUCCACACUACCUGAACCGCCUCAGCUGCUCCACCUGCGGCUCCCAGUCGCCUCAGCACUCGGAGGUCUGUCCCCACGCCUCCAGGACCCGCCUGUCAGAAGACAUGUCGGAGCUCCACUCCGAAUACUCGGACUCCAGCUGUGAAAACGGUACGUUCUUCUGUAACGAAUGUGACUCCAAGUUUGCGGAGGACGAAGCGCUGAAACAGCACAUGCUCCAAGUACACAGCGACAAGCCAUACAAGUGCGACCGCUGUCAGGCCGCGUUCAGAUACAAAGGCAACCUGGCCAGCCACAAGACCGUCCACACAGGUAAAACUAAAGGAGAGAAGCCGUACCGCUGUAAUAUCUGUGGUGCUCAGUUUAACCGACCAGCAAACCUCAAGACUCACACCCGCAUUCACUCAGGAGAGAAGCCAUACAAAUGUGAGACGUGUGGAGCUCGUUUUGUGCAGGUUGCUCACCUUCGUGCCCAUGUGUUGAUCCACACGGGCGAGAAGCCAUAUCCCUGUGAGAUCUGUGGAACGCGGUUCCGUCACCUGCAGACGCUGAAGAGCCACCUGCGCAUACACACCGGGGAGAAGCCCUACCAUUGUGAAAAAUGCAACUUGCACUUCCGCCACAAGAGCCAGCUCCGCCUGCACCUGCGGCAGAAGCACGGCGCCAUCACCAACACCAAGAUCCAGUACCGCAUGUCCACGGCCGACGUGCCCACCGACCUGAGCAAGGCGUGCUGAGAAAGCAAUCCGGACUUAUAUGGAUUCCAACCUGUACAAUCAUCCAAAAUUGUAGCACCGCACUGUGUUCAUUAGACAAUAAAUUUGGCUGCGUAUGCCACUCUAAACGGGUUUCCACUACAUGUGAACGUAGAGCCACUCGUGGCAUCUUAGUCACUUUAUUGUUUCUAUAUAGAUAUAAAUAUAGAGCUCUAUGUGGGGGCGUUUUUAAGCUUUGAAGGGAUGCAGAUAAAGCUUUAUUUUGUCGAGAAGGAUGGAAUGUAAACCUGUUUUUUGAAAAAUACAGUAUUUUAUAUCAGAGAACUUACUUUUCUGAAAGUAUUGAACAUUUUGAUUGACGGGUGGUACAUAUAUUUUAAGAUAACGGGCUCUGCGGCUGUGUAAAGUUGUGGAUACGUGUUUUUAUGCAGAUGUACAGACGGGCCGCUUCCUGUGCACCAGUGCAGAGAAGCUUGAUAGUGGAUCUGAUACUAAGCAUAGACUGUUGCUAUCCGAUGAGGGUCUCCCUCCUGUUGUCAUGAAGUGGGCAACUGGGUAAAUAUUGUGACAUAUCGUGUUGUUCUGUGUGUGGGAUUGCUCUCUGCUGGCAGAGCCAAUCCAAGUGUUGAAUUUGCAUUUCAAGGUACUGCUUUGUAAUGACCAAGAAAACCUUUUGUUGGUUUUUUGUUUUUGGACGUAUUUGUAUAAAUGUGACUUUUGGUUUACUUGUUUUUUUCUUAAGUGGACGUUUACAGUUUUUGCUCUUCGUUGUAGAUCCUGCAGUAACGUCGUGUCGAUGUUUUGGGUUUUUGUUUGUAGAUACACUGUGUAUUCGAUGUGCCUUUCUCUAUGGUGACUGAAUUCCUCCCCAUUCAGCCCAGCUCUGUUAAGGUACGACUGAAGGACGCCACUCGUCCUCCAACUCUGUGCAGAAGAGAGCGCGCGUGUGUAAAUAUUUCUAAAUGCUUGUCAGUAACCUUAAAACAUGCAACUCCCAUCAGUGUAAAUCUUCAGGACUUGACUUUUGGAUUUGUUUUUUUGUAAGCUGCAUUAAAAUUAUUGUACGUUCUAGAUGUAUGAAUGUAAAAUAAAGGUACUGGAUUUCUAUGUAUUAAACUGGAAAACCUGCUUGUCA
Molecule: messenger RNA, 4374 nt
Organism: Oryzias latipes (Japanese medaka)
Lineage: Eukaryota; Metazoa; Chordata; Actinopteri; Beloniformes; Adrianichthyidae
Gene: bcl6aa
Product: BCL6A transcription repressor a
Biological process (GO): regulation of transcription by RNA polymerase II
Cellular component (GO): nucleus
Molecular function (GO): protein binding; DNA-binding transcription factor activity, RNA polymerase II-specific
Source: RefSeq, a predicted model, not a curated record